Molecule: messenger RNA, 987 nt
Organism: Epithele typhae
Lineage: Eukaryota; Fungi; Basidiomycota; Agaricomycetes; Polyporales; Epitheliaceae
Exons: 4
Coding region: 1-987 (328 amino acids)
Source: RefSeq, a predicted model, not a curated record
AUGGCCGACCUGAACGCCGUAUUCCAAAACUGUUACUAUGUCGGGAACAACUUCAACACCAUUCUUUAUGGCAUCGAGCUAAUGCUCUACUUUGCGACUGUCUACAUUGUCCUCAAUGUCAAGGACCAGUCCCGACAAUUUCACACCCUCUUUUUGGUCUUCAGCACCGCGCUUCUCUUUCUCAUCACUAUAUUCGUCGCUGUCCAGUCUGUCUUCGGCGAGAUGAUGUGGAUCGUCAACGAGGACUUUCCUGGAGGCUCCGCAGCAUAUCUCGCCACCCAUGCAGAUGUCUGGUAUCAGACCAUGGGAAGCGUCGCAGGCGUUCUGCUCACUGUCCUCAGCGACGCUCUCCUGCUCUACCGCUGCUACGUCUUCUACGGAUCCCACUGGAUCGUCGUCUUCCCCGCCCUCAUCUACCUCGCCUCCGUUGUGCUCGGCAUCCUCACCUGCGUCGUCUCGGGCACGCCCUCGGGCAACUUCUUCGUCGGGCUCGCGUCCCAGAUCGCGGUCGCGUACAGCUCCGCGGUCAUCAGCCUGAACGUGCUCUGCUCCGGGCUCAUCUGCGCGCGCAUCCUCUUCUUCGCGCGCCGCGCCGAGGCCGUGCUCGGUCCCGACGCCGCCCGGGCGUACACCGGCACAGCCGCGAUCCUCAUCGAGUCCGCGCUGCCGUACGCGCUGUUCGGGAUCGCGUACGUCGCUGCGCUCGGGGUCGGGAGUCCCGUGGCGAUCCUGUUCGAGUCCAUUUACGUGAUGUUCACGUGCAUAUCCCCUCAGCUGAUCAUCCUGCGCAUCCUGAUGGGCCGCGCGUGGACGCAGAACGCCGCCGCCACUAACGGUUCCACCACUGUGGGCGCCCACUUCUCGUCGACGCCGCCCCAACUAUAUACCUCAGCGUUUCACGGGUUCACCUUGAGCACUGGCGGGGCAAGCACUAACAUGCGGGAGGAGGUCACGAAGGAUGACCUCGAAGCUGGGAAGCGGGAAUGA